Molecule: messenger RNA, 2776 nt
Organism: Engraulis encrasicolus (European anchovy)
Lineage: Eukaryota; Metazoa; Chordata; Actinopteri; Clupeiformes; Engraulidae
Gene: wasb
Product: WASP actin nucleation promoting factor b
Exons: 12
Coding region: 862-2439 (525 amino acids)
Biological process (GO): actin filament polymerization
Cellular component (GO): actin filament
Molecular function (GO): actin binding
Source: RefSeq, a predicted model, not a curated record
GCUUCCCCCUGUUGAUAUAAAAAGUUAUUGCAUUUGUGUAGGCCCAAUUUAAUUUUACAUGUAAUGCGCAAUAAUUGAGAAUAUGAAAUGAAAUAAAAUUAAAUCCAAUUGAAACUUUAGAAAAUCUAUCAUAGCAAUGCUGGAUCACACUUUUUUUUACACAUUACAUUAACACCAAGUAUACCAAUACACAUUACAUUUAGAGACAUACAUUAAUAGGCCUAAAUACCUAUAGGCCUAAUAUACAGACAAAACAAAUAUUCAACAGCAGUAGCAGAAGCACCACCACCAACACCAACAACAACAACAAAAAGAACAUCAACAUCAACAUCAACAACAAUAACAAACAUCAAAAUUAAAGAGAAAAGCGUACACAUCUCCUUACAAAGUGUAUCCAGAGACAGAAGGAGCAAUCCAUCUCUUGACAGAGUGCCUCAAUGCCAGUCAGCACUAUAUCAGCCCCGUUUCUACCACAUGCAUACACAGCAGGACUUACAGGGGGGACGCAGGCCCAGUAAGUGCACACUUGGUGCUUCGUAGCAUAUGUGGUUUAACUUCCCCUUCCUCUUUUUUGGGUGCUUUUUUAGCCCUUACAUCACACACACACACACACACACACACACACACACACACACACACACACACACACACACACACACACACACACACACACACAGUUCAAACGCGGAAGUUCUGGCAGCCAGUUGGCCCUCUCUGAGUCUCUCUCUCUGCCUGUUUCUUAUUCAGUCUUGGAUACCUGAAGAGGCAUUGAAACAGCUUUAAGGCAGGCUGCGGGGUCUGUCUUGUCUUGAAUGGUUUUGAGGCUUCCAGGUGGACUUGGUUGGUGACGGAGGAGGAGAGAUGAGUCGAGGGAAAUCGAAGACCACAGAGCACGUCCAGAGCAAGCUCUUGAGCAUCCAGGAGAAUGAGAGAGUGGAGGACCUGCUAGGAAGAAGAUGUGUGACGCUGGCGACGGCCGUGGUCCAGCUGUACAUGGCCGUGCCUCACUCCCCCAACGACUGGAGUCUGCAGCAUACGGCCGUGGUCUGCUUCGUCAAGGACAACCCCAAACGCUCCUACUUCAUCCGGCUCUUUGACGUCAAGGAGGGAAAGCAGAUAUGGGAGCAGGAGCUGUAUGAGGAGAUGACAUACUGCACCCCCCUGACCCACUUCCACACCUUCCCUGCAGAUGAUUGUCAGGUGGGCUUGAACUUUGCCAGUGACCAGGAGUCUGACAUCUUCAGGGAUGCAGUGGAGGAGAAAAUCAACCAGAGGGCUCAGCGGCAAGAGAGGAGACAGAACAAUCCAAGACAUCAUGAGAAGAGGUCCCUGCCGCCACUGCCCCCUGGUAAUGGUUCCAGUCCAGGACCACCACAGCCAAUGUCUAUGGAUACCGUUAACAUCGCAAACCCAGACAUAUCCCCAUCACGAUACCGCUCUCCUGUCCCCGUCCCAGCCCCUGCUGCUCUCUCCAUCUCAAAACUGAAAAAGGACAAGAAAAAAGACAAAAAGAAGGGAAGCAAGCUGUCCAAAGCUGAUAUUGGCGCUCCCAGUGGAUUCAUGCAUGUCACACAUGUUGGAUGGGACCCAAACAAAGGCUUCGAUUCCCAGAACCUGGACCCAGACCUGAAGCAGCUAUUCGCUAAGGCAGGCAUCAGCGAAGACCAGCUGAUGGACGCAGAGACCUCCAAACUCAUCUAUGACUUCAUCGAGCAACAUGGCGGCUUGGAUGGGGUUCGCACAGAGAUGAGGAAGCAAGAUUCAGCCUCUCGGGGCAGAUCCGACCCCCUGCCUCCAGUUCCAGGUGGCGGCCGCUCCGUCCCAGCACCCCCUCCACCACGCGGUGGCGACCCGGGCCCUCCGCCCGUCCCGCACCACCCUCCUCGAGGACCACCUCCGUCACGGGGCCCUGGAGGGCCUCCUCUCAACCGGGGUCCCCUGCCUCCUCCUCCACCUUCAGGCAGGGCCGGCCCCCCUCCACCCCGCCCUCCACUGUCUGCUGCCCACCCUCCUCCACCUCCACCCCCAGGUCAUGGCCACUCGGCUGGACCCCCGCCGCCUCCGGUGCCCAUGAGUGCAGGGGGAGGAGGACCGCCACCUCCUCCUCCACCUCCACCUCCUCCGCCACCUCCUGCUGCGCCCUCCAUGGGGGCUCCUCCUCUGCCUGUCUCCGGAGGUGGUGGGAGGUCUUCAGCCCCACCACCGCUGCCUCCGUCUGGGGGUAGGGACGCCUUGCUGGAUCAGAUCCGCAGUGGGAAGAAGCUCAAGAACGUGGCUGACAGUCCUGAUCCCCACCCCCCACCUCCAGCCCAGUCUGAGGAAGGCAUCGUGGGGGCACUGAUGAUGGUCAUGCAGAAGAGGAGCAAAGUCAUCCACUCCUCUGGAGAUGAAGAGGAUGACGGUGGCGAUGAUGAUGACGAUGAUGAAUGGGAUGAUUAAUUUUGACUGUGACAUUUUUAAUUUUUACAUUUAGCUCAAUGAAAAGUGAUGCAACAGCACAACACUGUCCCCUUUUGUAAAUAUAAUAUCUGUAUUUUGGGGCAGCUGUGGCCUAGUGGUUAAAUCAGAGGGUUGUAAGUUCGAAUCCCACCCUUCCAUUCAAUCCUCUCUCACUCAGUGGCUGAGGUGCCCUUGAGCAAGGCACUUAACCCCACAUUGCUCCAGGGACUUUAGCCAAUACCCUGUAAGUUGAUUUGGAUAAACGCGUCAACUAAGUGUAAUGUCAUGUAAUGUAAUCCUGAUUUCAUAUGCCAAAAAUAUACACUUUUAAAUCCUA